UUUUUUCUCUUUUUAACAUCGUACAAUUUACUAACAUGGCUUGUAAUGGCUUGGACGCUACUUUCCCAGUUGGAACCUGUUUCUCGACGGGUGAGUGUACAUCGAAAGGAGGAACAACAAGUGGUAGCUGUGCGGCAGGGUUCGGAGUUUGCUGUCUGUUUAAAACAUCAACCUGUGGUGGAUCUGCUAGUAACAACAUAACAUAUAUUACAAACCCAGAGUUCCCCGCCACCUACAAUACCGCAGGGUUGUUGUGGAGCAGGAUGCGCAACAGCAUCAGAUUCUCUGACAGUAAAGGGACAAACUGGGGCUAAUCCACCAGUUAUCUGUGGGGUCAACACAGGAGAACACAUGUACGUCGACAUGGGGAACUUAGCAGCUGAUGCUGUAACCUUGGACUUCUCUGUAGCAGGAACUACAGCUGAUCAGUGGAAUGUGAAAGUCUCCCAGAUUCCAUGCUCUUCCAACUAUAGAGCUCCAAAUAAGUGUGUAAAAUACUACACAGGUGCUUCAGGCACUGUCACUUCCUACGGAUUUCCAGGCAACACUCUCCUUCAGAAUCAGAACUAUGAAUCCUGUAUUCGCCAAGAAGCAGGUUAUUGUUCAAUUCUAUGGGAUCAAAGUACAGUAACCCCACCAGCAGAUGCCUUCGACCUAACAAAUGCUGCAAUGGCGGAUCAAGCAACUAAUAAUGUAAUUACGGCUUGUGGUAAAUCGUUUGUCAAAAUUCCAAAUGCAGUCCUUGGGCCUACAUCCGCCCCUAUAACGGCAUUUUGUGGUGAGGUUUUCGGGGUUGAGGCUCAAACUGUGGCCAACAGUUUCACAAGUUCAACAUUACCCUUCACCUUGUCAACCUUUACUGGUGCAGGAGCUGCAAAUACUCUAACAACUUUUGAUCCCGUUGCAAAUGGAUACUCCUUGGACUAUGUGCAGCAGGCUUGCUGAGUUUAGUUUUAUACACACUACACAGAGCAAUAAUAUGAUGAGGGUCCAUAUAUCUCCGUUUUCCUUAGCUUGCAUUUAAAUUAUUGUUAAGUAUAACCAUAGCUUAAAUAACCACAACUAUAUGCAGGGUGUCCCUAAAAAACGAUCAUUUUGGUACUAGAGGUCUCGUGACAUGCAGUUUGAUAUUUUUUUUAAUUUUUGGACAUUUUCGAAAUCUCUGAAACAUUCCGAUUGAUGGACUCUAAUUACAGGUUUGAAAAUUGAGGAAGAUAAUUCAAAGUUUGCCAUUUUGGCUUGGUUGAGCUCGAAUAUUUGCUAUCUUCGUUUUUUGAACAUGCUACAGUUAAACCCUAAAUAAGCCAUACUUCGAAAGAAUUCAUCAAAUGUCGUAUUCUUCAC
Messenger RNA from Eurytemora carolleeae, 1344 nucleotides. RefSeq lists its product as uncharacterized. The transcript is spliced from 13 exons. Lineage: Eukaryota; Metazoa; Arthropoda; Copepoda; Calanoida; Temoridae. The record is from RefSeq and is a predicted model, not a curated record. The coding region runs from base 352 to 945 and encodes 197 amino acids.